GGUCAGUUCAACGUUGACCGUGAAGGGUUUGUGAGUUAUUAACGGUUUAGUUAAGUAUGGGCCAGCGGUUUCAUCCAGUGUUAGUGCUGGCAGCACUGCUGGUGGCCACUGGAUGUUCAGCUAAGCGGAGUGCUGACUAUGCGGUUAAUGUGAGGCAUGGAGCAUUUGAGAUUCAUCAGAAACAUGUGAACGUGAAACCUUUUACAGAGUCGAGCCUCGAGAAGGCGAAAAUGAUGGGUAGGAAUAAUUCUCAGAUAGGCUACAGGAAGGAGGUUUCUUUUUCGGGAGAAACUUACGAACCACGCAAGGAUAAUCGUAAGAGCGGUGAAAAAAUGAUCAUGAAGGAGAUAAAGACGACCAAAAUGAGUGGAUUCAGAAGUCCGGGAUAUUACAGUGGACGAAGCAGUAGAAGUUCAAAAAUGGGGAAAAAUAACAUGAGUUGGAGUUAUGUUACGCCAUUUGCGUCUAGUGAUAUGAGUGUUACACUUCCACCAAUGCCAAAACCACAAGGGUUUCGAAGCUACGGACAAAAGUACGGAAAAAGGACUCUUUCGUCAAAAUUUUCUUCUCAAAAAGAAAACAAAACUACAACAACAACCACUUCACCAACUACUACCUCGACAACGACAACAACAAAGGCGCCCUUUCGUGAAACGCCAAAGCAACCAAAAACGCCCUUUCGUGUCAAUGCCAAAAUCCCGACGACUCCGGCGCCUCCGCAAGAAAACAAGUGGGUUCCAUCGACAGCACGGUACAAAAACUUCGUCACAACACAAGCGCCACACGACUACAUCAACGAGAACAAAACGCUUCCCGAGCUCGUCAAUCAAAUCGAUCAAAACCCGAUCAUCAUCCAAAUCACAAAUUCGCAAAAAGCAGGCAUCAAAAAAGAAAAGCAAGAAGAGCCGAGUAGUCCGAGUCCAACGGAAGCGUCCAAAGAAGAACAAAACGAUACUGUAUUUAUCGUAAAUACUGCAUCGCCAACCGUGAAUCCUAACAUCCUGAUCAACAAUCCCCAGCUUCGGAUUCCAUCCGCAAAUGGACAGAUCAAUGUCGCGUCUACUGCAAGUCCCGUUACGCCAACUUCAGCCAGUUUUGUAACGCAGUCAUUCCCGGUUCAGAAUGAAAUGAUGGAUGAAAUCUAUCUGCUGGUCAAGUACGAAAAACCUCGAAAUGGAGGAAAGCCUAAGGCUGAUGUGGUAGAAAUUAUCGGAGGACUAACCAAUCUGGAUCAGACCAAGCUACCCCGCCGAGCUCGCAUUGGCUUUGAACUAAUGGACGGUUCCAAAGUAGCUGUCCACAAUCCUCCGAACGUCAAUGUAAAUAGAGUUGAGGUUUCAACCGUCGGUUAUUCCGUUAGCGAAAAUUUAGCUGGGGAUACUGUUACUACACCAUCUCCUCUGCUCAUAUCUCCUUCCAGCAAUCCAAGCAGUGCCGAAGAAGGCCCUCAACCGCUCCAGAGUGAAGCAUACCAACAGGAUUCCCUAGCUAAAAAAUAUUUUCAGCAAAAGAGUGGAAUAUCAGCGCUUCAACACAAUACCCUCGAUUACGUGCCUUCAAGCACACCAGCCACCAUUCUGGAAAUAGAAGAACAAAAGUCUUCUCAGGAAACACAGGAUGAGUUCGUCCUCCCCAGCAAAGAAUGGGAGUUGAGCCAUGACCAAGGAAAACAACCGCAACAGUUCCAGAUCACUCACACUCAGGAACUGCAGCCUCAAAUCCAGGCAGUUCCGGUUAUCCAAGCACCUACACAUUUCCCAGUGGCACAAAACGCCUGGUUCCGACCUCAAGCAAUGCCAAUCCAACAGCAUCCAGUAUUCUUGCAACAGUACCCAUCACUACCCUUGAUUCAAUAUCAACCGAUCGUGACCCAGCCACCCCACUGGUUGGUUAGCCAGAUACCAACUCGUCUACCCGAACCACCGCAACCUACUCCGCAGCAGUUGGUGGAACAGCAGCAGCAACAGCACGAGCACCUUGUCCAACAACAGCAAAUUCUGCAACAGCAGUUCCAACAGCAGCAGCAGCAACAACAGCAACAGCUACAGAUUCAGCAGCAGCAACAAGCUCAGCAACAACAGCAAGUUCAGCAGCAAAAGCAACAAGAAGCACAACAGCAGCAGCAUCAGCAAAAUCAGCAACAGCAGCAGCAACCUCAACCACAACCUCCGAACCCCGCCACCAAUGAAAUCUUCGAUCGAAGCUUCAAAAGCAUAGAUCACGGUGGCAACUCGUUGCAGCAGGAGUCGCAGGAGCUGGAUAGCCCGCUGCUUCGCGAUAGCUACGGAAAUUUUGUCAGCGACGACUACCAAGACUACGACGAAUCGUCUAGCAGCGGUGCCAACGGGAGCAGCAGCAACAACCAGAACAGUGGCGCCCGUCGUCCGGAUACGGGUCAUUUUGGACCGAUCGGAGGAGCAUUCGAAUCGCUCGAAGAUCUGAAUUCUACGACUGACCCGCUGGAAAUGACAAGUUUUCUGGUUGCACGUAACGGUGGGCUAACGGUCGAACAAUUCAAUCAACUGUUCAAAGAAUAUCUUACCAAGGAGCUGACUCAAAGUGAAAUUGACGAUUACGAGCGACGAUUGAGUGCGGCACUGGUACCGAACAUACCGGCUGAUCCGGAAUCCCUCGGUUUGGGAGCGUAUCGGCAACAGGAAAGGGCGAAUGGAGGGGAAUCCGAAAUUCUUAGCGAGCUACUCGAAGGAGAUGACGACGAGGAAGAAGAGGAAGACGAGACAGACUACGGUGGUUUGAACGAACUGCCUCCGGUUUCACCGGGAGCGCAAGAUCAGAGGGACGCUAUCAACGUACAAAUCAACCGGGCUGAAGGUCAUCACGAACCGAUAGUUAAGAUUGGCUAUGGGAGUUCAAAGUCCCACCAAGGGGUGUACAAAUCUCAAAAGUUCUACAAAAAGGUCAAAGAGUCUAGUUCUGAGGUCGGGAACAAUCAACAGGGUGGAUCAUCCGCUAAGCGAAAGGAAACCGGAAAACCACAAGAGCAAAACAGUAAGUCGCCAAAUCAAUCGGAACAAGAUAAAAAAUCAAGUAAACGGGAGGGAAAUAAGCAGCAAGAUGCUAGUGCAAGCAGAAGCUAUAAGAACGUAAGUGGCCAUCGAGAGGAAGGAGGACAAAGUUAUAUUAAGGUUGCAAAGUUCCACUGAAACAGACUGACAGCUGAUCGAUAAAUUAUUGUAGGGAUCAGUUUUUGUUAUUUUUUUGUAGCGCGAUAGUUGCAGUUGUUAAGUGUGUCAAUAAAUCGAAUUUAAUAAACGAA
Molecule: messenger RNA, 3277 nt
Organism: Uranotaenia lowii
Lineage: Eukaryota; Metazoa; Arthropoda; Insecta; Diptera; Culicidae
Product: putative mediator of RNA polymerase II transcription subunit 12
Exons: 2
Coding region: 57-3164 (1035 amino acids)
Biological process (GO): positive regulation of DNA-templated transcription
Cellular component (GO): SWI/SNF complex
Source: RefSeq, a predicted model, not a curated record